AUGCCCUGGCGGCCGCUGCCUCGCAUUGCUUUUGCUGUGGCCAUUUACCCGUUCCACCCCUCCUCCCCGGCCGACCUCCCCCUCGAACUCGGCGAUGAAUUAUACAUUAUAGAACAAGGCGGAUCCGACGGAGAAUGGUGUCGUGGCUAUCUAGUUGCGCCGCCGUCGCUGUUGGCGGGGUUGACGAGUACCAAGGGUCAAACUCUCGAGGCCCGUGUUUUCUCCGGCAUCUUCCCGCGGAACUGUGUUGAGAUCAGGGAGGUGCUGGGCGACGGCGAUGGUUACAAGGCCAUGCUCAAUGGAGAUCGAAAGAGUUUUGACCGAUUGACCUUGCCCGGUCUCGACGGAGACUAUGUGUCUCGAAGCAGCUUGGCCUUCUCCAUAGGCGAGUCGACAACAGUCGGCGAGGUGACGGACGUAAUCCUCGCAAAGAAGGGAAGACCCGCACAGAUUGUGAUCAAUAAGACCGAUGAAUCGGACCUGUCAAGUCCGCGAUCUGUUCAAACCUAUCGAACCGGGUCGAUCCCGCACACGCCCAUGUCCUUCGCUCCUCGAGAUCCCGAUGCACCUAAACCCGCCGCGCCUGUGCCCAUGUUGAAAAUUGGAGACGAGACCCCGACUUCGCUGACAGAACCGCUGGUCGACGAAAUCGCAUCAUGCCUCCGCGAAUGGCAUUCUACAAACUUACACGAACUGCUUCUCGCUCGUCAAUAUGAUGUACUGGAGGAGAUGUCUACAAUUGUACAAGAAUUGGACUUCUCGCGGCGCCAAUUGCUUCAUAAUGUGUUGACCGGGAAAGAGAAGGAAUCAUUGCGCGAUGAGACGGUGUGGAAGCUUGUUCGCGCCAACAAAAUGCUCAGUGGAGAUAUCAUUGUGCGCGAUCCUGAACAAAGAGGCCGAUUGUUGACAGGCGAAGACUCCGCAAUUCAGCUGGCCAAGCUGCAAUCCGAAAUGAGCAUGCUCGAUGAUCGUCCUACAACCACAUCUGACUCCACGGCUUUGCAUCAUAUGCUGUUGGAAAUAAAUGCUGUAUCUGGAAAUGUCCCGGGCCCAGUGACCCUUGGAAUGCAGCUAUACUCUCGGUCAGACGCCGGUGCAUAUAAUCCGCUGUCCGAGACGUACAGCUUGGACAUUCCAUCUCCCGACAAAUUUGUCAGCUUGACCCAAAGUAACAAGCUGAAAACAUUAUUCACUGAACUUGCUGCGACUGAUAUCGGCGAUGGCAGCGCUAAUGGACGACAACUUUAUCUAGUUGCUUCCGUCCGGACGGCAGAGUCUCGGUCUGCAGCUGAAACCACACCGUCAAGAGCUUCUAUGUCGAGGGAAGGCCCAAUUACCACACGAACAACCAGCGCAGGAGGUGUGCAGCCAUCAGCUAAGGGAAGUUUGAGGACACGGCGCAGUAUGAUGUGGUCCCCCAAGGCACGGGGUAGUCCGACCCUUGACCAGCCAGUCAAGUCUUCUGCUCAAUCAGCCCCACGGUCAUCAAGCAGCUCGUCCAAUGUCCAGGAGACAUCCUCUCCUCAACCGGCGCCCACAAAAGAAUCUAUGGCUAUCCGCACUGUAGGUGUUGGCAUCUUGGAGGUGUCGCCUGUUCUCCGACAAGACAAGGAUGCUGAACAGGUGGUUAACAUCUGGUCAACCCCUCGAGAGGGUGAGGAAGGCCAGGCGUAUGCGGAAGGCUUCGACAAGUUGCUUCAAAUGUUGCUUCCUAACGCCAAUAGUCGAUAUGUGCGAUCUGAAACGGCUGCACGUCUACAUCUCCACUUGCAUCCAUUCAUCAGCACUGAUCCAGAAAACCUUGUCCGCCAAAACCCCACGAUCCUGCACGAUGUUGUACAGACAAGGCGAAUCGGGUUCUCGAAAGCACCUGCGAAGCCUCGAUCCGACAUCUAUAUUACACUAUCACAGGCCGUGCUCCCUACCGAUGCGCUGCUAUCUCAUCCGGCUGCUGGCCAGAUUCCUCUCCAAACAAAUACUGGCCUUCGCAACCUUCAACUAACCCUGGAGGUUCGCGAUGCAUCUGGCACACGUGUAGACAAAUGCGUCUUCCCAUCCUCCGCUCCGACCUCCGCAACAGCAUGGCGUACAACAAUUGCCGAUCGCGGCUUUCCGUGGAACCAGACAAUCCGCCUGAAGAUCCCUACAGACCGCAUUCCCGGCUCACAUAUUAUUAUGAGUGUUGCGGAUGCGCCGGAGUUCCCCUUCGCUCUUGCAUGGAUGCCUCUUUGGGACCAAAAUGCGUUCAUUCGAGAUGGUCAGCACUCACUAUUGCUCUAUGCUUAUGAUAAGCAGACCUCUAGCAUUGAGAAUGGUAAGGGUGCCUAUCUCAGCCUUCCGUGGAGUGCACUUGGCAAGAAUGAAGCUGCCAAGGAUGAAGCGGUCACUGGCCCUCUAGCAACACUGCGUCUUGAGACCCAUCUGUGCAGUACCGAGUACUCGCAGGACCAGGUCAUCUUGAGCCUGCUGAACUGGAAGGAUCGCCCGGUUGACGAGGUUCUCGAUACCUUGAAGCGUCUCCUUUUCGUUCCAGAGAUUGAGAUUGUCAAGCAGCUCCGCAGUGUGUUCGAUGCGCUGUUCGGUAUUCUUGCUGAGAACGCUGGAAAUGAAGAAUAUGAAGAUUUAAUCUUCAACAAUCUGGUCACCGUGCUGGGAAUUGUUCACGACCGGAGAUUCAACCUCAGCCCUUUGGUCGACAACUACGCUGACUCGCAAUUUAACUUCCCAUUCGUCACCCCAUGCCUUAUCCGCAGCUACUUGCGCCUCUUGAACGCCGCGACCGAGCUCCAUCAAUCCCGCAAUCUCCGUGCUGCCUUCAAGGUGGGACGUCACUUGCUCAAGUUCAUUAUCAAAGCCCGCGAGCAGCAAAAGGCUAAGGAGGAAGGCAUUGGUAUCACCACUGUGCAGUCCACCUUCAACCGGGACUUGCACACGAUUUUCAAGUCGAUGGAAACGCUGAUGAAGAACCCGUCACCAAGUCUGGUGGGAAGCAAAACCUUGAUCGUCCAGCACUUCCAUUCAUGGCUCCCUGAGCUUUCCAAUGUCCUCGGGCAGGAUGAAAUGAUAAUGAUUGCUUUAAGUUUCAUGGAUUCAUGUACGGACGUUACGGGAAUGUUGGUGCUCUAUAAAUUGGUGCUCAUCCAAAACUAUACCCAAUUCGAGAUCUUCGCAUCCGGCGACGAGAGAAGGACCUUGAUUUCCAGCUGUGUUGGCUGGCUGGCACCUUACUGGGGCUCCAAGGGAAGCGUUUCGGAUCAGUACCGCGAUCAGGUCCGACUUAACAGUGCAAUUGUUGCUCAAUUGCUUUCUCAGCCAGAUCCCCAGCUAUACGAGUUUAUGCCGAGUAUUGUCGCUUCAUACUGUGCUAUCGCAACCGAGGGAGUUGACGAGACAGAGUAUUUGUCUUUACUCUUCAGCAAGGCUUUCCCCUUCCAGGUUAAGACUUCUACGAUUCCUCAGAAGUUUGACGAGUCCCUGGUGGAAUUGUCUGCCAUUAUGGCCGCCAUAGCCAAGAUCGUGACCCCCAAGAUGCCUGCUUUGAAAGAAUUGGAGCUUGCUACUUUCGUUGCCCAAGCUUUUGAAGCUCACAACUCCAUCAUGGAUUGUGAGGCGUAUCCUGAAAACUGGUUUAGUAUUCAUGUUUACAACCAUCGGGCGGCCAUCAAGAGUCUCGAGCAUCUCGGGUUGCUCCUGAUUGACAAGUUUCUUCCCAGCCCCGAUGAUGCUGAUACCUUUGAUACCAAGCUCUGGGAAUCUUUCUUUACGAUACUGCUGAAGGUGAUCUCCAGCGACGCUCUUGCCCUUGAGACAUUCCCUGAACAGAAACGUCGUGCUGUCUGGAAGAUUGCCGGUGAUGUUCGCGAGCAAGGCGCUGAUCUGCUUCACUCCACUUGGGAAGCGAUCGGCUGGGAUACCACAGAUGACGAGCAGGAACGCUAUGGUUUGAAAAAGUUAGGUGGUUACCAGGUUCAGUACGUUCCGAACCUGGUUCCUCCGAUUAUUGGUCUUUGUCUCAGCGUGCACGAGGGCUUGCGCCACGUUGCCGUUCACGUUCUCCGCACAAUGAUUCUGAGUGAGUGGGAUCUCAACCAAGAUAUUUCAAUUAUCGAGACGGAGAUCAUCUCUAGCCUGGAUUCUCUCUUCAAGUCUAAGCAGAUGAGUGAGAGCGUCAGUCAGAAGAUCUUUGUCGGCGAGCUUUUGGACCUGUUCGAAGGCGACGCGGAGUCUGAUGAGGACCUGUUCAACGCUAUGAAGGGUCUCAUUGCAACUGUCGAUGAGCUUCUUGACCUGCUGGUGGCCUCCCAGAGCAGCGCAUCCAUCCAGAGUCUCCAUGCUCUCAAGCUUAUGGAAUACAUGAAAGACAUGGGCCGGGAAGACAUCUUCAUUCGUUACGUCCACGAAUUGGCCGAUGCCCAAGCCGCUGCUGGCAACUUCACCGAGGCUGGUCUUGCUCUGCAGUUCCACGCCGAUCUCUACGAAUGGGAUCUCAACAAACCUGUGUCGGAGAUCAUGUCACCACCUUUCGUUGCACAGAGCGCAUUCGAGCGGAAGGAAGCUCUGUACUUCUCCAUCAUCCAGCAUUUCGAGAAUGCGAUGGCCUGGGCUCCUGCACUUGCAUGUUACAAGGAGCUUGCUGCCCACUACGAAGCUACGACGAUGGACUUUGCCAAGCUCUCUCGGGCUCAGAGCUCCAUGGCUCGGAUUUACGAUUUUGUUGCCAAGGGCGACAAACAGUUCCCUCGGUACUUCCGCGUCGUCUACAAGGGUCUCGGAUUCCAUCCCGCCCUGCGUGAUAAGGAAUUUGUCUUCGAGGGCUCUGCGACAGAGCGCAUGGCAUCGUUUGUGGAUCGCAUGCAGCGGGAGCACCCCACUGCACAGAUCAUGUCGUCUGGCGAGAUCCCCGACUAUGAGGGCCAAUUCCUCCAGAUCAGUGGAGUCACUGCCCACCGCGAUGUUUCUCAUCCUGUCUUCCAGCGCUCUAAGGUUCCAAACUCUGUUCGUGAGCAUCUGUUGAUUUCGGAACCUUCUCGUUUCUCCGCUACUUCCCGGAGGCACACUAGUAGCUCGGACGUGCGUGAGCAGUAUGUUGAGAAGUUCAUCUUUACUGUUGCGGAGUCCUUCCCGAACAUCCUUCGUCGCAGUGAGAUUGUUUCUGUUCAGGAAGUUGCUCUCUCCCCCCUUCAAACUGCUAUUGAGCGAACAUGUCGCAAGACACAGGAAUUGCAGCUCCUGGAACGCCGAGCCGCAGCGGGCGAGGACAAUGGUUUGAUGAACUUGACCGAGGCACUGGAACAGUUGCUUGAGAUGCGGGGGUCAACCUCGAACUGUGUGGCCUUGUACCGCAGCUUCCUUAGUGGCGCCCAGGGCACGAAGAGCAAGGUGGAGGAGCCCGAGAAUGAAGAUGAAGAGCCGGAAGAGCCUGAAGAAGUGGAGACCAUGGAUCCGAUGGAGAACGCCCUUGCUGUUGCCCUUAUCGACCAUGCCUUGGCAUUUAAGCAUGCGCUGUCCCUAUACCAGCGGCCAGCGCAACAAGCCACGCAGGCGGAGCUCCUGCGCCGCUAUGAAAACGUUUUUGAGCCAGAAUUGGCAUCCCUCAUGACAUCCCCACCCGAUUAUUCGAGCCCGACACCGACCCAACCCCGCCAAUCCCCCACAUCUGAGCGUCGAAAGCAGGCUGUGCAGCGCUCCGUCAGCCCCGAGCAAGAGCUUAUCCGAGCAGCCCGGGGUAAUACUCACACGCGUAAGCGCUCAGAAAGGCAAUCGGUCAGCCAUCGCAUCAGCAUCAUCAACCCUUUCAAGCGAUCCCACGGCCAAUCGAACUCGAUCUUCACCAUCCAGCCGUCGGACAGCAAAGAUAAGAAUCUCGACGAGCGCGAGGAAGAUGACGACGCAGCCACCAUUCACAGUCGGGCCACCGACCAUUCCCGGGGUGGUAAGAGUGACAAGCGACGGAGCUGGUUCGGCGCGCAAGGCAAGCAUGGCUCUUCCCCGUCCAUCGCUGGUGUCGGCGACGAGAGCCUGAAGAAGCAACCCUCCCGCAGUACCUCGCGCGACACGGCCGGUCAGUCACACGAUGAUCGCAGUCGCGCCGGAUCCCAACAUCGUGGCCCUGCAGCCAGCGGUGGGGUGGGCAGUCCGUCUGAGCGACCUGCACCCGCAUCGAGCGGCGGAUGGUCAACUCUCCCGCCAACACGCGACUAUUCCCGUCCGGUGACGCGUGAAAGCACGAACGGAGGCCGGGACGUGACCCCCCCGAACGGUACCAAUGGUACUUAUGGUAUGAGCAGGGCCCAUGUCUCUUCCCAUCCCGCCAACACCAACCAUAAUAGCGGGAUGCGCGACUCGGUGUUCCGACGAUUCAGUCUUCUCAAGGGCGUUGGCCGCAAGAACAGCCGGGUGGAUUUCAAACCGAACGGCGCGCUCCUUGAGGACCAUAGCUUCGGCCCCAACAGGAAAAUGAGCGGCAAUGGCAUAGUUGACCCCACAGUCGACCCUGGCGAGCGCACUGCUCUGCUCAGUGAAUCUCAUUCGCGUUCCUUCCAAGGCCUUACUCCCCAUGAGCAGACGGAGCAUGGCAGCCACCAUCACCAUCCGAAGGACAACAGAGCCUGGGUGCGAUGGCCUAUGCAUGUCGUGCGUCUCGCGUGGUUGACGCUGGUCCGUGACUACGUCAAUGUACUUCUCAUCUUUGUCCCACUGGGUAUCAUCGCCGGUGCACUUGGCUGGGACUCAACCGCUAUUUUCGUGUUGAACUUCUUCGCCAUUAUCCCGCUGGCUUCUAUGCUGAGCUUCGCUACCGAGGAGCUGGCUGCUACCAUGGGCCAGGCGCUUGGCGGCUUGAUGAACGCGACUUUCGGCAAUGCAGUCGAGCUGAUUGUCAGUAUCAUUGCGCUGAAGGAUAACCAGAUCCGUGUCGUCCAGGCCAGUAUGCUGGGUAGCAUUCUCUCCAACAUCCUCCUGGUUCUGGGCUGCUGCUUCUUUGUCGGCGGUCUCCGCUUCUCCGAACAGUCCUUCAACAGCACCGUGGCGUCGACCAUGUCCUCGUUGAUGGCGGUCGCAUCCGCGUCCUUGAUUAUUCCCGCGACCCUCUACGCCGCCCUUUCCUCGUCCAAGCAGAGCGCCCAAGCCAACAUCCUUGUAUUGUCCCACGGUACCGCCAUCAUCCUGCUCGUCCUCUACGUGAUGUACCUCUACUUCCAACUGCGGUCCCAUGCCCAGCUGUUCGAGGAGAGCAACGGCAGCGAUACCGAGAACGCCGACGGCGCCGAAGAGGAAGAGGAAGAGCGCCUCCUUAGCCCGUGGGCAGCCACCGUCGCGCUGAUCGUCGUCACCAUCCUCGUGGCCAUCUGCGCCGAUUAUCUCGUCGGCAGCAUUGACAGCAUUGUGCAGAAGACCGGCAUGAGCAAGACAUUUAUUGGUCUGGUGCUGAUCCCGAUUGUCGGCAAUGCCGCAGAGCAUGUCACAGCCGUCGUGGUGGCUUACAAGGAUAAGAUGGACCUUGCAAUCGGUGUUGCGAUCGGCAGUAGCUUGCAGAUUGCCCUCUUCGUCACUCCUUUCCUGGUCAUCCUGGGCUGGAUCAUGGGUAUCGAAAUGACCCUGCAUUUCCAGACUUUCGAAACUGUCGCGUUCUUUAUUUCCGGUCUGGUUGUCACCCUGUUGAUCCAGGAUGGCAAGUCGAAUUAUCUUGAGGGCGGCAUGUGCCUUGGAUUGUACAUGAUUCUGGCCCUUGCGUUCUACGUCUACCCCGAUGAUGCCGGCGAUGGUGUCGGUAUCUUCAGCAAGUUUAUCAAUUGA
Molecule: messenger RNA, 7794 nt
Organism: Penicillium atrosanguineum
Lineage: Eukaryota; Fungi; Ascomycota; Eurotiomycetes; Eurotiales; Aspergillaceae
Product: guanine nucleotide exchange factor DCK1
Exons: 4
Coding region: 1-7794 (2597 amino acids)
Biological process (GO): calcium ion transport; transmembrane transport; small GTPase-mediated signal transduction
Cellular component (GO): cytoplasm; plasma membrane
Molecular function (GO): guanyl-nucleotide exchange factor activity; calcium:proton antiporter activity; small GTPase binding
Source: RefSeq, a predicted model, not a curated record